This is a messenger RNA of Aquila chrysaetos chrysaetos, 1050 nucleotides long. It is a transcript of the gene BPHL, whose product is annotated as biphenyl hydrolase like. Bases 41 to 913 code for a protein of 290 amino acids. Lineage: Eukaryota; Metazoa; Chordata; Aves; Accipitriformes; Accipitridae. The transcript is spliced from 7 exons. The record is from RefSeq and is a predicted model, not a curated record.
UCUCCUUCCCCUCCCCGGCGGGGCGACCGCGGUGGGCAAAAUGGCUCGGCGGAUCGCGGGCUUGGCUCUCCGGGCUGCGCUGCUGCUGCAGCCACCCGCCCGGGCCGCGCCGUUCACCCCCCGGGGACCGGCGGUUUCCUACGGUACUUCAGUAACAUCUGCCAAAAUCCAAGUGAAUGGAGUCCACCUGCAUUAUCAACAGACAGGAGAAGGAAGCCAUGCAGUUCUUCUACUUCCUGGAAUGCUAGGGAGUGGUCAAACUGAUUUUGGACCACAGCUUAAGUCUAUGAAUAAGCAACUUUUCACAAUUGUUGCUUGGGAUCCUCGGGGAUAUGGACAGUCCAUUCCUCCAUCUCGAGACUUUCCUCCAGAUUUCUUUGAGAGGGAUGCAAAAGAUGCUGUGGAUCUUAUGCAGGCACUGAAAUUUAAGAAGUUCUCUUUGCUGGGGUGGAGUGAUGGUGGAAUUACAGCACUCAUUGCAGCCGCAAAAUAUCCAACUCUUAUCCACAAGUUGGUUGUCUGGGGAGCAAAUGCCAGCGUUACUCAGGAGGAUGUGAGAAUUUAUAAUGGCAUCCGGGAUGUCUCAAAAUGGAGUGAAAAGGUCAAGAAACCACUGGAAGAGAUGUAUGGACAUGACUACUUUGCAAAAACCUGUGAGGCUUGGGUAAAUGGAAUAUGUCAUUUUGCUGAAAAAUCAGAUGGUAAUAUCUGCCAACAGUUGCUGCCAGAUAUUAAAUGUCCCACAUUUAUAAUUCAUGGUGAGAAAGACCCUUUGGUUCCACAAGCUCACGCAGAAUACAUUCAUAAGCACAUCAAAGGCUCUCGGUUGCUUCUAAUGCCAGAAGGGAAGCAUAAUCUACACCUGCGUUUUGCAGAGGAUUUCAACAGACAAGUGGAAGAUUUCCUACACUGACUUAAACUGUAAAACAAGUUAGAGGUGUCUGUCCUUGUCUUGUUUAUGAAUUUCAGUUGGCUGUCCAUUUUCAUUCAAUUUACAGGUAGGUUUGCAUCCUGUAAGAAAAAACAUUAAAGAUAUGCACGAGAAGCAUA